This is a messenger RNA of Penicillium mononematosum, 1308 nucleotides long. RefSeq names its product NAD(P)/FAD-dependent oxidoreductase. NCBI's taxonomy places the organism in Eukaryota, Fungi, Ascomycota, Eurotiomycetes, Eurotiales, Aspergillaceae. Gene Ontology annotation, cellular component: cytoplasm. The transcript is spliced from 3 exons. Gene Ontology annotation, molecular function: flavin adenine dinucleotide binding; electron-transferring-flavoprotein dehydrogenase activity. The coding region runs from base 1 to 1308 and encodes 435 amino acids. The record is from RefSeq and is a predicted model, not a curated record.
AUGUCUUGGGGUCCAAUCCGUCUAAUGCGCAAGACCGUCUUGGCCUUGAAGUUCACCAUCUACGCAAUUGGGGUAUUUGCCCAGAUCCUAGGCGAGAAGUUCGCGGCCCGCUCUCGAGCUCGAAGUCUACUUCCCGCCCCCAGCAAGGACCGCGAACUCCAGAACAUCGUCGUCGUCGGCGCGUCUUUCGCAGGCUAUCAUGCCGCCCGCAUCAUCGCCACUACACUGCCCCCCAACAGUCCGUAUCGAGUCAUCGUGAUCGAGCCCCAUUCGCAUUUCCACUUCACGUGGGUCCUUCCCCGGUUCUGUGUUGUAGAUGGAGCUCACAAGGCCUUCAUCCCAUACGGACCGUACUUGAAUGGUGCGCCUGAUGGGAGAGUGCGAUGGAUACAAGACCGUGUCGCUGAGGUCGGCCGGACGACAGUACGGCUGGCCAGGGGCAACGAGGUAAUCCCGUACGCCUUUCUCGUUAUUGCCACGGGCUCGGGGGCGAACGACGGGUUACCAUCGCGAGUGUGUGCCGAUGAACAGCGUGAAGGACUGCUGCAGCUGGUAGCUAUACGGACAAGGAUCCGGGACUCGAAGGACCUUGUCAUCGUCGGUGGGGGUGCUGCAGGCGUCGAGCUAGCGGCCGAUGCGAAGCACAAGUAUCCCGAGAAGAAUGUCACACUCGUGCACUCCCGUGACGCUGUCAUGCAUCGCUUUGGUCCUGAGCUCCAGGCUGCUGCGACCAAGGCGCUGACAAGUCUCGGUGUUGAGUUGAUUCUCGGGAAUAGAACAACGGGCAAUGAAACUGAGAAUGGCGCUGUGAGACUGACCUCUGGACGGACGGUGGAAUGCGACUUUCUGGUCAAUUGUUCAGGCCAGAGGCCAUCCUCAGCACUCAUAUCUGAUUUGAGUCCGGAUGCUAUUUCACCGACGGGAUACAUAGAUGUCAAACCAAGCCUGCAGAUCCGGGACGACAGCCUGCCCAACGUCUAUGUCUGUGGUGAUGUCGCGGAUGCCGGUGUGCCCAGCCCUAAUGCACGAUCUGCCAUGCACCAAGCCAUGACGGUAGCAAAGAACAUUGUGCAAGCGGCGACGGGCAAUACCCCCACAGAGACAUACUCGCCGUUCUGGGCGGACAGUGUCAUAAAGCUGACACUGGGCCUCACCAGAUCUGUUUCUUACCUCAGCGACGGAAAGGCCGAGCUGCUGUGGUCUGCCAAGGAGAAGGAUUUGGCCUUGAUGUCGGCGCAGGCAUGGAAGCAUAUGGGUGCCACGCCAUUUGAAGACCAAGGGGUGCCGCCUGCAAUGACAGGACUUUAA